This is a messenger RNA of Phaedon cochleariae (mustard beetle), 887 nucleotides long. NCBI's taxonomy places the organism in Eukaryota, Metazoa, Arthropoda, Insecta, Coleoptera, Chrysomelidae. The record is from the annotation of a GenBank genome assembly.
CUCUUGUGAUAACUGCAUUCUGGUGCGAUUAUAUAAAGUUGGGAGAUAAAAUCGAAAUGUUACUACUUUUUUCGAGUGAAAUCAUGAAGACGAUAGUGUUUAUUGCUUGCAUUGUAACCCUUGUGGUUAACGUCACAGCAGAAAUCUCCAGGCAAGAGAUGAUUGACACACUCAAGAAAGCCCACGUCGAAUGCCAAGCUGACCCAGCCACCAAGGCAGAUGAGGAUUUGAUGCAAAAAUUCUUCAAAGACGAACCCGUCGAUGAAUCUUCGUUGGCUAAGCACGCCCUAUGCAUUAACGUCAAAGUGGGAGUUCAAAAACCAAACGGUGAUAUCGAUAAGGAAGGUUUCAAGAAAUGGAUGGGCGGUAGUAAUAAUGAGCAGCAGAUAAUUGAAGAAUGUGGGAAUAAGAAAGGUAGCACCGCUGAAGAAUCUACACUUGCUCUGUACAAAUGUUUCAGGAAACAUAGAAAUGAACAAGGAGUUCAUCAUCAUCAUGAUUGAGUCGACUCUGUUAAAAAAAUAUAAAUAUAUCUGAUAUUCUAUAUCCGAAUAAACUUUUUGUUCUUUAUUAUAUUCCUUAUAUCUAUGAAAUACAAAAAAUUACAGGAUUGCACAUUGAUAUCGGAGCAUUCUCAUGGAAAUUUACAUCGCUGUUUAGGUAUAUUGCUUUUUUCUGUGACGGGAAAAAAGUUUGGCAUUUCAUCCCUGUUGGCAGGUUAUAAAAUGUUACUUUUUAUAAAUUACUUUUUUCCGUCGAUAAUUUUCAGAUUUCAAAAUAAUGUAAUAUCUUCUCCAUAUUGAUUCGUCCUUCCUUCUGUCACAGAAAAAAUAGGUAGUGUAUUAUACACGGGAAAAAUCAUAAAAAUAUAGUUGGGGAGAUUUUAA